AGCGGGGCGCAGGUGGAGGAGUCUGUUCAGCAGCGCGCGGCUGGGGUCCCGGAGUCGGAAGACGGACGCGGCGGGCCGGGGCAAGGAGGGCGCCUGGGAGUGUCCAUCCCUUUUUCUCCGGUCCCCCAGGGGCGGCGGCGGCGGCCGCUGUCCGCGCAGCGACUGGGGCAGCCGCCGAGUUAGGAGGGCGGGGAGGAGACUGGAUGACGGUUGGUGCCUCCGGGCGGGUUUGGCAGCCCCCGAGGCAUGAAGAGACACACGGGGACUCUGCCGCGUGCAGCCCCCGCGGAGCCGCGCGGGAGCCGCAGGAGAGGCCUGGACGCUGCCGGGCAGACAAUUUGGGAGAAAUUUGGAGGAGAGGAUUGGGCCCUACAUAAGCAAAUGGUACGUGAACAAUACACCACAACAACACAAGGCACCAGCCUAGAGAGGCCGGAGAACCAAUGUGUCUACAACAUUGGUAUUUAUGGCUGGAGAAAGCGUUGCCUCUACCUGUUUGUCCUCCUCCUGCUUAUCGUCCUAGUUGUGAAUUUUGCUUUGACAAUUUGGAUUCUUAAAGUGAUGUGGUUUUCUCCAACUGGGAUGGGACAUUUACAUGUUACAAAAGAAGGACUUCGACUGGAAGGAGAGUCAGAAUUCUUAUUCCCUUUGUAUGCCAAAGAAAUUCACUCUAGAGUGGACUCAUCACUACUUCUACAGUCUACUCAUAAUGUGACUGUGAAUGCUCGCAAUUCAGAUGGUGAAGUCACAGGCAGAUUAAACGUGGGUCCUAAAAUGGUAGAAGUCCAUGGUCAGCAAUUUCAGAUCAACUCCAUAGAUGGCAAGCCACUUUUUACAGUGGAUGAAAAUGAAGUUGUAGUUGGUACAGAUAAACUUCGAAUCACAGGGCCAGAAGGGGCCAUUUUUGAACACUCUGUAGAGACACCCCUUGUCAGAGCAGAGGCUUUUAAAUCGCUUAGAUUGGAAUCACCAACUCGGUCUUUGAGCAUGGAUGCACCAAAAGGGAUUAAUAUUAAAGCACAAGCUGGCAAUAUUGAAGCUCUCUCUCAGAUGGAUAUCAAAUUGCAUAGCAGUGAAGGAGUGCUUCUGCUUGAUGCUGAAACUGUGCGGCUGCCCAAAUUGCCUGAAGGGACAAUUGGUGGAUCUGAUAGAUCUCAGGAACUCUAUGAGAUCUGUGUUUGUCCAGAUGGAAAGCUUUACUUGUCAGCAGCUGAAUUCUGCAUUGAAAAUACAUAGCUGUAUUAUGGAUGUUGUAAGAGGAAACCUACAGUUUUGACAUAGGUUAGGGGUUAGCUGGUACUUUUGCCACCUGGAAAGGUACAGGAAGUGGUUGCAGAUCAUCAGAAUGAAGAACAAAAUGAUAAAUCCUAUUGUACCUGACUGUGUGAUUAGAAUGUUUUCCAAAAGAAUGGGUAGUAUGUACAGAAAUUCUUACCACUCUAGGAACUUUAUGAAGAUUUUUUGUUGUAAGGUGAAAGACAGAGAAAUGGAAUAUACUGGUAUAAAAAUGCUGAUUAGAAAUUCGCCUCCCUUCUCACAGCCCUUCAGCAUUUUGUCUGUUUUUAUACAGCCUUAUGCAAAAGGAAACUGCAAAAAUUAACUGACAAAUUGCAUUGAAUAAACUUUAUACAUUUUAAUACAUUUUGAAAAGUUUCUCCUUUCAUGUUUACAUCAGAGUGAAUUACUGCUCAAGUCCAUUUUCCAGUUGUCUGUUCACUGGGACAUCUUCUCAAAAUCUCUUAAAUUUCAUUUUUUAACCCAUACAAAAUAUUGACUAACUAAACAAUGAAUUCCCUCCAAAAUAUAAUCUAGAAUUUGUUUUGUCAUCAGGUGAUGUUGCCUCUAAAAAAACCUUUAACUAUAAUAGGUGCAAAGGCACAGUUGGGCUCACAUGCUUUAGAAACAAACAAUGUAUCAGGACUGCUGUACUAACUAGCCACAGAUUUCUGCACUACCUCUGUUGGGAGCACAGCAGAGGAAAGGUAAGCCAAACGGGCAGGUAAACUGUUUUGUGGAGAAUGGUGGAGCUGACUGAGGAGUAUGUCACAUUCAGAGAAAGUAGUGCACAAGCCUGAUGCCAAGCUCAUGUUACAUACCUAAUGUUGAUAAGCUG
Molecule: messenger RNA, 2113 nt
Organism: Mauremys reevesii (Reeves's turtle)
Lineage: Eukaryota; Metazoa; Chordata; Testudines; Geoemydidae
Gene: SGCG
Product: sarcoglycan gamma
Exons: 10
Coding region: 247-1236 (329 amino acids)
Biological process (GO): cardiac muscle tissue development; heart contraction
Cellular component (GO): sarcolemma; sarcoglycan complex
Source: RefSeq, a predicted model, not a curated record